AUGGACGGAGUCCGCCAACCUAAACACACCACUUCACCUGACAUGAAGUCUCUUCGGUCGUCGUUCUCUUCCGUUCGAGAGGACGACGCAGACCUCGCCCAGACCUUCACUAGCACCAAGGUCUCUUCCUAUUCCAAACCAGCAGAAGAAGCCAUCGCAGAUCAGUCACAGCCCUCGUCGCCGAGUGUGGCCAUGUCGGAGACGCAGUUCGUGCCACCGGUGACGCGGCCGAACAGCAGACUGCACGGCUGUUGGUUCCCCGCUGUCGCCGCCGAUAGCUUCCAGGGAUGGAAGCAGAUAGGCGUCAAGGGCAGACUGGCCAGCAAGAGUUUCGGGGAUUUGCAAUCUUUGAAGAUCAUCUGGUCAACGCCAGCAGCGCCCCCGAAGACGAAAGACCCCGAGCGACCACUCCCUAGUAAGGCACCAAUCGAGACUUUGCCUGCUGAACUUCUUGUCCAAAUCAUCGGCUAUCUUGUGAUUGAUGUACCCCCGAACGGCAUCUCGGCCCGCAAUGUGGACUUGAUGUCCAUGUUAUUGGCUUCACGGACACUGCACUCGGCGACGCUGAAUGCACUCUACAGAAAUAUCACGAUCCCCCACUCGAGGAUCUUCCGGAAGUUCUUAUCUCACGUCUCGCAGAACCAGGAACUGGGCACCAUUGUACGGCGGCUGGACUUCAGUCACUUCAACCCCACCACGCUCUUCUCGACGGCCGCGGAGCGAGCUACUACCCGCAAUUUGACUCCUGAGACGCUGCUGCAGUGCUUAGAGCUGACUCCGUACCUCAAAGGGUUCCUGGCACAGGAGUAUAUCGACGACGAGCUCGACGGAAACGUUCUUAGGAAAUUAUUCUUCGGGCUGGAGAGGCUGAGGGCGCUAGACUUCUGCGGGUGCUCUUCUACAGUCUUCAAGGGAGCCUUCCUGUCAAUCCUCCUGUCGGAUUGGCCGGAUACCCUCGGUCUCAGACGGCUAUCUCUCCAUAAAAACAUCAAUCUGCCACCAACCGUCUUUGAGACCCUGCUCCCUCGACUCGGCAAGUUGACACACUUGGACGUCGCAGGCACGCGCAUGACUGACGAGGCACUCGUGUCCAUCCCACAUACUGCUCGAAUUACGCACCUGAACCUAGCCAAGUGCAACUCACUGACAGCUGAAGUUGUCAUCGACUUCAUUGAGAACCAUCCUGCGGUCAAGGAUCUGGUCUACCUGAGCCUAGCAUCGGACGCGCGAAGCCACCAACUGCUAGACGAGGACGACGUGACACGGCUGCUGCCGAUCCUACCCUCCACCCUGCGAUCCCUCAGCCUCAAGGGCAGCAAGAUGGCCGCGUCGCACAUCGACAUGCUCCGGCCCCUCUCGAAGCACCUUGAGGAACUGGCGUUGGGCCGCCGCCUGAAGAUCACCGAAAUCAACCGCCUCUUCGUGCCCGACGAACCCAACAGCGCCGAAGGGGACGUGAGCCAGGACCAGCUCGAGUGGGUGCCCCACACCCUCAAGUACCUCGACCUCUCAGACUACUACGCCGCCGAGCUAGACCUGAGCGCGCUCUUCGCCCGCUCUACGUCCAUCAUGAAAAAAUAUUCGGCGCCGCUCGAGAUCAUCGAAGUCGUCGACGAUCUCUACUCGCGGCUGUCCAAGUCCAACGUCGUCAAGCAGGCCGGAUGGACGGUCAGGGACUCUGGAAGCCGGGCGUGGCUGGUGCGCGUCCCCGACGACGGCGAUCAGGCGCGCGACUCGGGCCUGCGGAGCUGGAAGAUGGGCGCUGCGUUCUGGGGCAUGAGAAAAAUCCCCGUCGCGGCUUCGGAGGUGGGUGGAAUGUAUGGGUCUUAUAUGUUUAAGCGGAAGUUGUGA
Molecule: messenger RNA, 1851 nt
Organism: Anthostomella pinea
Lineage: Eukaryota; Fungi; Ascomycota; Sordariomycetes; Xylariales; Xylariaceae
Source: the annotation of a GenBank genome assembly